Parnassius mnemosyne (clouded apollo) is the source of this 1080-nucleotide messenger RNA. The record is from the annotation of a GenBank genome assembly. NCBI's taxonomy places the organism in Eukaryota, Metazoa, Arthropoda, Insecta, Lepidoptera, Papilionidae.
AUGGGGCUGAUACUGUCAAAAUUUCGAAGUAAAAAAACGACUUCCGAUAUUCUCGAGAGUUUGGAAACGAAAAUAAAGAGUAUAGAGCGAGAUGGUCAAUACAAGGAGCAGACCCACAAGCGCGUCAUCGGUUACGUGAUGGCGUACUCUGUGGGGCUGUAUGUGCUGUUCGCGAUCCUUUACUACUACGUGUACAUUGGCAGGAGUCAGCAUUGGCUGCAUUCACUGUUAUACGCGUCGCCGCUUUUAGUGCUGCCGGUUUUAGUAUUCUUCAUACGCACCGCAAUAUCGUGGUAUUACAACUGGUCUUUAAACAAGAAUAGAGCAAAACUCAAGAAGAUGAGAGAAGAAAAGAAGAAAAUACUAGAAGAGGUCAUGAAUAAAGAAACCUAUAAGGUCGCAAAGGAGAUUCUCGACAAGUACGGCAGCCCGGAGGAGCAGUCGAAUGCGUUGAAACCGUUCUUACCAGCGAUAGCCGCGCCAAACAACACUUCUAGCACGUCCACUCCAGCUACACCAGUGUCACUACGACAAAAACAACUUGCUCUGCAGGCAACGACACCUGUGAACCGUAAUAUGAACUUGGUGCCGGUGAACAACACGCCCACUGCUUUGUACAAGGGACCACGACUUCGAUCUGACCAACUUCCACGGCCUCUGCUGGAUAGAAAUCGCUCGGCGUUAGACAAGGUGGUGGACUAUCUGCUAAAGGAUGGACCCAACCAUCGCAUGGCACUUAUAUGCUCCGAAUGUUUUUCACAUAAUGGCAUGGCGAUGGUGGAGGAGUUCGAGUACGUGUCGUACGCGUGCGCGUACUGCGGCCGCCUGAACCCGGCGCGCAAGCAGCGGCCCGCCGCGCCGCCGCUGCAGCCCGCGCGCCCGCUGCCCGCGCCCCCGCCGCGCCUCGGUAAUGGCGACGAUGAUUCGUCAUCAGAGAGUUCCGCCAGCGAUAGUGAAGAAGAAAGAAGAAAUAAUGUGUCGAAUGUUGAGAAUAUGGACGUGUCGGAAGCUGAAGUGGAUCGGCCCCCCUCUCCAACGGAGGAGGAACCGAAAUCCCCCGUGGAGAAGAAAGAAGACUGA